AUGGCCGCGAUGGAUCUGCUGGACCAUCUCAAAUGGACCAGGCUGAUAGGUAUAUUCUCCCUAAUCAGUCUGGUUAUUGCCAGUCCGUCGAUCACACCUACACAGAACACGAAUAUUCCUCCAUGCCAGCAGUAUGCCGAACUGCAAUCGAGCAACAACACCCGCAACUCGAAGAAAGUGUCUCUGCUUAAUGGACUAGACCACCGACCACCGCUCGUCAUAGAUACUUUCAACGACGCAUUGCGGAACAAUCUCGGAUUCUGGCACGGUGCAGGAGAAGGUCUACCCAUUGAAUAUGGCGACGGUUACGUGAGAUUCUUCCCAACAGACCCCGACCACAACUAUCACACUCAGCUAGCGGCAGCGGAAUGCUUCAGUUUCCUCCCCUACAGCGACCAAUACCUUCAUAUUGUGUUUUCGGGAACAAACAAGUUCAGCAUCUCGCUCAACCAGAACAAUGAGAACUGCGACCCUUAUCGGAAACCAUACCCCGAGACGUGGGAUUCAGUAGAGGCGGCCAGGUAUACCAAUGGCAAUGAGAUAUACGUGCCUCUUGCACAUUUCCACAUUGAUCAAUCCAGAGUCUUGUCGGUGUCCUUCAAUGGAUUCUACUCCAAGGAAAGCUUGACAUUAUACAAGGUGGAAAUUGUGCCGGAGCUUCCAAUGGGUCUUCGAGUACCAAACAGGCUAGCCAACGACGAUGGGCAACCGCGCUUUGCUCAGGAGGUCAUGGAUAUCCUGGAGAAGGAGAACAUUCUGGUGACUUUCUUCGUUGUCGGAGCGGGACUCCGAGAUGAAGAGACCAAUUUCACACAAGUGUACCGGGAAAUGCUAAGGAGAGGUCAUCAGAUCGCCCUUCACUCGAAUACACACCGAAAGAUGGAAGGUUUGGAAGCCAUCGAAGACAUCGACGACGAGAUCAUCAGGAAUAUCCGAGCGUUCAGGAGUUUCCUGGGUGUUGAGUCUCGCUACUUCCGGCCACCAUUUGGAACAAUUGGCUCCAGAACCCGUCAACGGCUUGCAGUGCACACGUCCGAUCCUCAGAUCGUCAACUGGAGUGUGGACAUUGAGGACUGGCUCUGGGGGGACACGGAAACUCCGGAGAGACAGCUGGAGGCUUUCUAUCGAGAUGUGAGGCGCGGGGGCAACCUGGCUGUGAUGCAUUACCUGAAGCCGAGCACGGUCAAGUAUUUCCCACAGGUUAUUCGCUUCGUCAAGGCAAUGAAUUUGACCAUCAUGCGGAUCGACCAGUGCCUUGAGGACCCUAGCAGUCCACCACUGAGGGUAGGUUAG
Aspergillus udagawae is the source of this 1293-nucleotide messenger RNA. Its product is annotated as polysaccharide deacetylase family protein. The transcript has 4 exons. Bases 1 to 1293 code for a protein of 430 amino acids. Gene Ontology annotation, molecular function: hydrolase activity, acting on carbon-nitrogen (but not peptide) bonds. The record is from RefSeq and is a predicted model, not a curated record. NCBI's taxonomy places the organism in Eukaryota, Fungi, Ascomycota, Eurotiomycetes, Eurotiales, Aspergillaceae. Gene Ontology annotation, biological process: carbohydrate metabolic process.